GUUCUGUUCCAGUCCCUGAGGCUGGAAAAUGAACGGCAGCUACUCUGACAUCAUGGGAAGGUCCCAUAUCUACCCUGUCGACUGAUCGUAUACGGGCAGCAUAUUUUCUGAGGUGUUGUGUAACUGCCGUGGUGGGUCAUGGUUCCUGGACACAGCUGGCACAAUCAUCGGACGCGUUCGAUAUCUCAUGUCGUUUUUCUCACUUACUUGUUGUUCCCUUACAUGUGGUACCUGCAAUUCGUCCAUGCCAUCAAUAGGCCUGUGAUGUUGCAACUGCUGCGCAGAGAUUAUGAGGUGAUGAUUCCUCGUUUUGGCAGCCUCUCGAACUCAAGCCUAGGGAACGAAACGAAAGUAGAAGCAUAAUUCGCCAUCGUGAUGGCCACUUCUGGCUCAAUUGCAAUUUGCAACCAGCUUGCACACCGAGAGGUACGUCCCACACUCACCAUCAACGCGACAACACCCACAAGCCCUUAAACAUAACCUUCUUCAACGCUCACGUAUAUGGAAUACCCCACCACACCACGAAACUUUCCCUCCAAAGCAUAACAGGCUCUACCGUAAGAUACGCAGACCCCUUCCAUCUCGACGACUACCUAGUAUACAAAUGCUUAUCCAAACUAGGAAUCCUCGUUAAACUCAAGAGCAGUGAAGGCGAACUUGAAUACGAAGGAUAGUGCUGGCCCGGCUCCAGGUCAUGAAUCGACUUUUCCAUCCUGCAUCUUGGGAAUUUUGGAUCUCUGUUCAAGACAAAGACCAUCAAUAUUCAGUGGAGUGGGACGGAUAAAGACGAAAUGCUAGCCAUCAGUGUUUAACGGACCGGACAUCACGAUGCUGAAAGCUAUGGCUAUUAGGAGCAUAGAUACGUGCAUGAGAUCAAAGAAUGCUCCUCAUAUGUACCUCAUAUUCAAAUCAAUAUUAAUGCUCUUCCAAGUU
This is a messenger RNA of Suillus bovinus, 933 nucleotides long. RefSeq lists its product as uncharacterized. The coding region runs from base 139 to 363 and encodes 74 amino acids. NCBI's taxonomy places the organism in Eukaryota, Fungi, Basidiomycota, Agaricomycetes, Boletales, Suillaceae. The record is from RefSeq and is a predicted model, not a curated record. The transcript has a single exon.